GCCUAACCGGUCUCACGUGCGUGAGUUUCCUGCUCGCAUUAAACUAGGCUCCAAACUCUUCCAUAGUCUUCUUCUGUGGCAACAUCAUGAAGCGCCUAUUUCCUGUCUUCUUGGCCAUCAUGGUCGCGCUCGCCGAUGACGACCUUGCCGGCGAACAACACGAGGUCACUGCCCCAAUCGGGAGAAUUCGUGGUUCCAUCAUGACCACCAGACUCGGCAAGAAAAUCUAUUCCUUCCGCGGUGUGAGAUACGCCGAACCGCCGACUGGACAGCAGCGUUUCCAAAUCGCAAUUCCGGCUGCGGAUUGGAGCGAUGUUUUCGAUGCGACGAAAGAAGGACCCGCCUGUCCAGCGAUACACGAACAGAAUAUAAUGGAGGAUUGUCUUCGUGUGAAUGUCUACACAACGAAAUUACCGUCAGAGAACGAUCCCGCGAAGAGGCCCGUGCUGGUGUUCUUCCAUCCUGGCGCGUUUUACUUAUUCUCGGGACAGAGUUCUAACUUUGGACCUCAGUAUCUGCUGGACAAAGACAUCGUCCUCGUCACCGUCAAUUAUCGUCUCGCGGCGCUAGGAUUUUUGAGCACCGGCGACUCGAAGGCACCGGGCAAUUUGGGCUUAAAGGAUCAAGUCGUGGCGCUCCGAUGGGUCCAGAGGAACAUAGCCGCCUUCGGCGGCGACCCCGACAGCGUCACUAUAUCCGGUUACAGCGUCGGCGGAUCGAGCGUAAUAUUGCACAUGGUCUCGCCAAUGUCCGGAGGAUUGUUCCAUCGAGCGAUCAUGAUGAGCGGCUCGUUGAAGAUAGAACCGUACCCGACUGAGCAGCUGCACUUGGCAAAGAAGCAAGCCGAAUUACUAGACUGUCCCACCGACACCACUGGCUCUAUGCUGAUCUGUUUGAACUCCAAACCGGUGGAGAACUUCACAGAGACCAUACCCAAGUUCUUUGAAUGGUACGGUCAUCCAAUUUUAAUAUGGAUGCCCGUAGUGGAACCUGAAGUUCACGGCGUAGAAAGAUUCCUGCCCGAACAGCCCAUUGAUCUUAUUAGGCAGGGGAAGUUCCACAAGGUUCCGCUAAUCGCAGGAGUUACUAAAAACGAGUUUGAUGGUGUGGUCGCCUACGUCAGCGAGCAACACAGUCUCGGAAAUGACUCGUACGUGGAUGACUUGAACAAUGACUGGUAUAGACUUGCACCGUUAAAUUUCAUGUAUGAGCCAAAUACACUUCAGUCCAGAAACAUAAGUGCCGAAUUGCACCAAUUUUACUUCGGCGACAAACCGAUUGGUCCAGACACUUACAAUGGUCUCGCACACAUCAAUACCGAUGGCAUUGUUGUAUACCCAAUGCAUCGUUCUGUAAAUUUGAUCGCAGAAAACACCGACCAACCCGUCUACUUUUAUAUGUCUUCUUACCAAGGGCGAUACAGUUAUGUCAUGUGGAACAAAACCACACCAUACGGCGUGGCGCAUCAUGACGAUUUACAGUAUCUGUUCUUUAUGAAAGUCAAAUUUCCAUUCUUCGAGAACGAUGACCCAGAAAUUCCUACAGUGGAGCUUAUGACAAGCAUGUGGUCGAAUUUCGUUCAAACUGGACAGCCGGUACUUCCAGCUUUAGCUAAGAAUGUUACAUGGGACCCGUACUUACCAGAAAGGGACAACUAUUUAGACAUCUCCGAGGAACCAAGAAUGAAGACAGGACUUUAUCCCGACAGAAUGAAAAUAUGGGACAGUUUGUUUCCUUUAAGCUCGAAAUAGAAAUCAACAUCCAAAAUCAAUUUUGCAGUGUGCAACACAUGCAUAUACCAGUCCGAUUAAUUCAUUAAAUACACACAUCAAUCCCUAUUACUCAAUAUCCUAUUAAAAUAAACGCAGAUACAGUUACGUUA
Vollenhovia emeryi is the source of this 1882-nucleotide messenger RNA. Its product is annotated as esterase FE4. Lineage: Eukaryota; Metazoa; Arthropoda; Insecta; Hymenoptera; Formicidae. The record is from RefSeq and is a predicted model, not a curated record. The coding region runs from base 87 to 1751 and encodes 554 amino acids. The transcript has 8 exons.